GUACAUCAUCUAAUCUAAUCACGGAAACAUACGCAACAGCUAAGUAGUAUGUUUCCUUGUCUUUUCCUUAAUUCACAAUUAAUCUGACUUUGCACGCCCUAUAUAUCUCGCUUAGACCAACGAGAUCCAAAGUCAGAAUUGCUUUUUUUCAGCGAUACCCCAAGGAAAAAUCCAGAGUUCAACAGUUCUUGAUUUCUAUUGUUGAAAAUUGUGUGUACCUCUACUGAUCUGCAUAUCUUAAGUAGAAGAAGAAGAAGAAGAAGAUGACGGGUCAAGGGAGCUACAUGGCGCCUGAGGUGGUGGUGGUGGGGAAACAGUUCACGGCACCAUACCCGAUUGAUCUAACAAUUGUGCGCAAAAUGAUGACCAUUUCAGAAGGCAACUUUGGAGUCACGGAUGCAAAUGGUAACAUCUUGUUUAAGGUUAAGGGUAAAUUCUUCAGCUUUCGUGCUCGUCGUGUCUUGCUUGAUGCUGCCGGGAAUCCCAUAGUCUCUUUCCAGAGGAAGAUAAUGAGUAUGCAUAGUACUUGGAAAGUUUACAGAGGAGAUAGCAAGGACUCCAGAGAUUUACUUUUUACUGUAAGGAAGUCAUCUCUGUUCCAAUUCAAGACUCAACUGGAUGUCUUCUUGGCAUCCAACACUUCAAAAGAUAAUCGAGACUUCAAAAUCAAAGGCAGCUGGUUUGAGAAAUCAUGUACUAUUUAUGCUGGGAAAUCUUCUAAUGUCAUAGCCCAGAUGCAUCGGAAGCAUAGUUUUAGCAGCGUUGUGCUUGGAAAGGACAAAUUUGCAGUGACUGUGUACCCGCAUGUGGAUUAUGCCUUCAUCGUUUCCCUCAUUGUAAUUCUGGAAGAAAUCAAUGAAGAAGGCAAAAAUAAUGGCGGCGGUGCUGGCAGUGCUAGCUAAUUACUUUAUAAGUAUGUUUUUCAAGUUGUUUGAUAUACCCUUUCACCUCAAAGAAUGUAUCAGUAGUAGUAUAUCUGUCAGCUCAGAAUAUUAAUGUGCCACUUGAGGAAGAUGAGCUCUGCAGGCAAUAUGAUGUGAAAAAUGUUGAGUGCAGUACUAGAUAGUAGAUAAUUGUGUAUGAGCAUUUAUAGAUAACUGCAGUUUAAGUUGAUCAGUUCUUUAUUCAAAAAUGUAUUUUCUUCUUGUUUUA
Molecule: messenger RNA, 1152 nt
Organism: Daucus carota subsp. sativus
Lineage: Eukaryota; Viridiplantae; Streptophyta; Magnoliopsida; Apiales; Apiaceae
Product: protein LURP-one-related 15
Exons: 3
Coding region: 264-902 (212 amino acids)
Source: RefSeq, a predicted model, not a curated record